Messenger RNA from Topomyia yanbarensis, 546 nucleotides. RefSeq names its product bifunctional endo-1,4-beta-xylanase XylA-like. Bases 46 to 522 code for a protein of 158 amino acids. The transcript is spliced from 2 exons. The record is from RefSeq and is a predicted model, not a curated record. NCBI's taxonomy places the organism in Eukaryota, Metazoa, Arthropoda, Insecta, Diptera, Culicidae.
CUUAUCAAACAGCAACAAGUAUCUUCACCAAAAACAAUCGUGAAAAUGAAGCUUUUCAUUGCCCUUCUGUCCAUCGCUUUGGCCGUUGCCACACACGGAUCAUACGUUCCAUCAGCAUGGUCUUCCGAUUCCCUUGGUUGGAACUCCUGGAACGGCUGGAACGAUUGGAAUGGACUGAACAGCUGGAAUGACCACAGCUCGGUUGCAUGGCCCGCUUAUGGAAACUCGUGGUCAUCGGCAGCAUGGCCAGCGGCAUCGUGGCCAUCGAAAUCGUGGCAAUCGACAUCGUGGCCAUCGGCUUCUCUGUACAACAAGGGCUGGAAUGGAUGGUACGCUCCAAAGGCCACCGUAGUUCAGGCUAAGAUCAAUCCAUGGGGUCUACCGUGGGCAUCGUACGGACAUGGUUACAACAACUAUCUGGUAGGAGUUCCGACCGCUAAAUAUAUUGCUGCCAAUCCAGGAGCGACGCACGUUGCCCCACUCGUUGGACAUGCCAUCAAUCAGAAGUUGAUCGUUGCCUAAUUUGCGAUUCUCGUUGAAUAAAUA